CCUCUUGCAGUUGCAGGCAGCUCCGAUCCACCUUCUGAGUCUGAGCUACAAACAGUAGCUUCUUCUCGUGCAGCUUUCAGAGGCACACGAAACUGCGAGCGCGAUCGGUAUGGCUCCAGCUCGAGUUCUCACACUCGUGUUGCUCGCCACAGCUGCUGCCUGGGUUUUGGCCGCCGCUGAUGACGCCGGCCCCGCCAGCACGUCGUCGUCGUCAUCUCCGGCGCCGGCGGGAUGGCUGAAGGCGCACGCCACGUUCUACGGCGGCGCCGACGCCUCCGGCACCAUGGGCGGCGCGUGCGGGUACGGCAACCUGUACUCGCAGGGCUACGGCACGCGGACGGCGGCGCUGAGCACUGCCCUCUUCAACGACGGCGCGUCGUGCGGCCAGUGCUACAAGAUCGCCUGCGACCGCAAGAGGGCGGACCCGGCGUUCUGCAAGCCCGGCGUGACGGUCACCGUCACGGCCACCAACUUCUGCCCGCCCAACUACGCGCUGCCCGGCGACAACGGCGGCUGGUGCAACCCGCCGCGGGCGCACUUCGACAUGGCCCAGCCGGCCUGGGAGAAGAUCGGCGUCUACAGCGGCGGUAUCAUCCCCGUCAUGUACAGAAGGGUUCCUUGCGUGAGGCGAGGUGGGGUGCGGUUCACGAGCAACGGGCACGACUACUUCAACCUUGUGCUCAUAGCCAAUGUCGCAGCAGCUGGCUCCAUCAAAUCCAUGGAUGUCAAGAGCUCCGGUUCGGAUAACUGGAUGCCAAUGGCGCGCAACUGGGGUGCCCAAUGGCACUCCCUUGCAUACCUUACGGGGCAAAGUCUCUCGUUUAGGGUCACCGACACCGAUGGACAGACUCUUGAAUUCACGAACGUGGUGCCAAAAGGAUGGAAGUUUGGCCAAACAUUCGCAAGCAAGAUACAGUUCAAGUGAGAGGGUCCAUGUGGGAUUUCCUGCGGUCGA
Messenger RNA from Panicum hallii, 955 nucleotides. Its product is annotated as expansin-A23-like. Gene Ontology annotation, biological process: plant-type cell wall organization. The record is from RefSeq and is a predicted model, not a curated record. The transcript has 3 exons. Bases 110 to 925 code for a protein of 271 amino acids. Gene Ontology annotation, cellular component: extracellular region. NCBI's taxonomy places the organism in Eukaryota, Viridiplantae, Streptophyta, Magnoliopsida, Poales, Poaceae.